AUGUCCGAGGAACACAAAAAAGAACAAGAACAACCAAAAGAUGAAACUACGGACCAAGUACACAAACAAGAACGAUCAAAAGAUGAAACUACGGACCAAGAACACAAACCAGAACAAUCAAAAGAUGAAACUACGAACCGAGAACACAAACCAGAACAAUCAAAAGAUGAAACUACGAACCAAGAACACAAACCCGAACAAUCAAAAGAUGAAACUACGGACCAAGAAAAAACAAGCGUCGGCGGACCCAUUGACCCUGAUACCGGUGAAAUAGACUGGGAUUGUCCUUGUCUUGGAGGUAUGACUAAUGGUCCAUGCGGUGAACAGUUCAAAGCCGCAUUCUCUUGUUUUGUAUAUUCAACUGUUGAGCCAAAAGGAUCCGACUGUUUGGAAGCAUUUAAAGAAAUGCAAUCUUGUUUCCGAACUUAUCCGGAAUUCUAUGGUGAAGAGUUGGAAGAUGAUGAAGAAAAGGAAUGA
This is a messenger RNA of Ambispora gerdemannii, 477 nucleotides long. The record is from the annotation of a GenBank genome assembly. NCBI's taxonomy places the organism in Eukaryota, Fungi, Glomeromycota, Glomeromycetes, Archaeosporales, Ambisporaceae.